Molecule: messenger RNA, 354 nt
Organism: Pyrus x bretschneideri (Chinese white pear)
Lineage: Eukaryota; Viridiplantae; Streptophyta; Magnoliopsida; Rosales; Rosaceae
Exons: 1
Coding region: 1-354 (117 amino acids)
Source: RefSeq, a predicted model, not a curated record
AUGGAUGACAAAACUGAACAUAACGGAGAAGAAAAAGUCGGAAAGGAAGAAUGGCAUAUGGUGAUGAUGACCAAGGAUGUAGAACCAGGUGACCCGAAGGAGGAGAAGACUGAAGCGGAACUUGAAUUAAAGACCGAGUCAGUGGUCAAAGAAAAGUCGAAACAUGAAAAGGAUGAGAAGAAACAUAACGAUGCAGAUGAGGAGAAAUCGAAGAAGGAGGAUAAAGACAUGGAGGACAAGGAAAAGAAGAAAGAGGACAAUGAAGCGGGAGAGAGCGACAAGGAUAAAAGAAGGACAAGGAAGAGAAGAAGAAAAAGAACAAGGACAAGAACAAAGAUAAAGACGAUGAUAUAG